Molecule: messenger RNA, 1572 nt
Organism: Fusarium vanettenii 77-13-4
Lineage: Eukaryota; Fungi; Ascomycota; Sordariomycetes; Hypocreales; Nectriaceae
Exons: 1
Source: RefSeq, a predicted model, not a curated record
CUUCUGCCUUCUCUCGUUGACGAAAUCGCCAUAUCCGAUCCAGACCGUGUCUUCUACUCUAUGACAAAGACCAACAACCCCGCCGACGGAUUCCAAGACAUCGACGCCAAAACCUUUGCCCGGGCCGUCAACAAAUGUGCCUGGUAUAUCGAGAAACACCUCGGUCGAGGUCAAAACUUUCCAACCCUCGCAUUCAUUGGCCCGCAAGAUGUCGUCUAUGGUAUCCUCACGCUCGCUUGUGUCAAGACGGGGUACAAGCUUCUUCUACUCUCGCCGCGAAACACCCUCGAAGCAAGUCUUUUCCUCCUGAAAGAGACUGAUUGCAACACGUUUCUCGUCCCUCCCAAGUUCCCUUUGCCUAUCGUGGGACAACUCAUUCAGGCACGUGGCAUGAAUGUCCUGGAAAUGCCCGCGUUGCAGCAUUGGCUAGAAGACGGACCUGUUGAGUUGUACCCUUACACAAAGACAUUUGAGGAGGCAAGGUCAGAACCGUUUAUCGUCUUGCACACUUCUGGCUCUACCGGCAUGCCCAAACCUCUGGUCCAGACACACGGAACGAUCGCUACAGUGGAUGCCUGCAUGCAAUUGCCAUCCUUGGGCUAUCCCCACACGUAUUUCUCCAAGUGGGCUGGGGCUCGCCUCUACCUGGGCUUUCCCCUCUGCCACUGCGCCGGUAUUUGGAUGAUUCUUCCCCUGUGCAUCUAUUCUGGUUUCAUUGUAGUCCUCGGGCCGUUCCCCCUUUCGGCCGAGACUGCCAAUGCGGUUCACGUCCAUGGCAACGUGCAGCAAUGCGCCCAUGUCCCCUUCAUUCUGAGCGAUCUGGUCAAGAACCCAACGUAUCUAGACAACCUCGGUCGUCUAGAUAUAGUCGGCUUUGGAGGAGGUUCGAUUCCCAAGGCUGUGGGAGACGCCAUUACCAGCAGAACACAGCUAAUCAACUGUCUCGGAAUGACUGAAGGCGGUCCUCUUCCCUCCUAUCUCCUCGACAAAGAAGAUUGGCAAUACGUGAGCUAUAGCCAUGUCAUCGGUUCAGAGUUUCGUCAAAUCUCGGAAGACCUGUACGAGCACUUCGUCGUUCGGGACCCAAAGCUCGACCUGUACCAAUCUUUUUUCCAGACAUUUCCUGAACUGGACGAGUGGCCUAUGAAGGACCUCUAUUCAAAGCACCCGACUAAAGAGGACCUUUGGCUUUAUCGGGGACGCACAGAUGAUGUUAUUGUGUCCUCUAGUGGAGCCAAGUUGAACCCGAUUGAUAUUGAGAGCACCAUUAAUUCCAAUCCUGCUGUCAGUGCGGCACUGGUCAUUGGUGCUGGGUACCCUCGAUCAGGCCUGUUGGUGGAGGCUGUCAAUCCCCCGAAAAACGAAGAGGAACGGAAGAAUUUGGUUGACAUAAUCUGGCCGUCAGUUGAAGCUGCAAACAAGCCGGUUUAUCCGAGCAGCAGGAUUCACCACGACAUGAUCAUCUUUACAUCCGCCGACAAGCCUAUGCUAAGAGCAGGCAAAGGAACUGUCCAGCGCAAGCUCACUGUGGAUGAGUAUUCAUCUGAGAUUGAGGCUCUUUACAAGGCUACG